Molecule: messenger RNA, 2485 nt
Organism: Pseudovirgaria hyperparasitica
Lineage: Eukaryota; Fungi; Ascomycota; Dothideomycetes; Acrospermales; Acrospermaceae
Exons: 3
Coding region: 235-2220 (661 amino acids)
Biological process (GO): regulation of DNA-templated transcription
Cellular component (GO): nucleus; Rpd3L complex; Rpd3L-Expanded complex
Source: RefSeq, a predicted model, not a curated record
GGGAGCGCUUUGAGUGCGGUCAUUGCACCAAUUCACUGGGGGCUUUAACAGUAACACCCGCUCGCGUCUUCCCCACAGCCUCAUAACUCUCCCGACCUCUUCUACUCCGCUACCACUUGACAUGUAGUUAUUCCAUGUUCAUUUGUCCUGCUUAGAUCUUCUCGACAGAGCUCCGAAUCAAAGCUUUCAGGUCAGAUACGACGCGAGCUUCACCUCGCGCCCGCCCUGCUCGCGAUGGCUCCUCCAGCCUCGAGCAACCGGCGAACCUCCACUCGUCAAGUGCGCACGAGCACAACAAGACCUUCAAACUACUAUGCGCGACCCUUUGGUCCUCGAGGAUCCUUGGGAAAUGCCGAUACGCCUCCCGCUAAUACUGCUCCCGGGUUCUGCCCAGCAAUCACUCACUUCACAGACUCAGUCGCGGCUUUGCCGAAGGAGUUGAUCAAGCACUUCUCGAUGCUGAAAGAGGUGGAAGCAAAGUCUCACGAACCAGAGAAACAUGUACAAAAGAUUUUUGAAGAGAUCGCACAUAUGCCGGUACCGAACCGAUCGCAAAGCUACAAGACUAAGCCGCAAUCCGUUGAUGGAAACGUUCCUAUGAGUGCUGCCCCCAGUGCUACGGGAUCCAUGCAGCAGGAUAUGAUCGCCCAUCACCAACAACUUCAGCUCGAGCUAUAUCCAGCAAAUUUUGAGAGUCUCCCACCAGAGGAGCAGGCAGGCCUCAAGCGCCGGCAGAUCUUCUUCCAAAUGCGCUCACUAAUAGGUCAAAUGAUCCCCACCCUGGACGAAAAGAUACACGUUCUCUCCUCUGCAAAUCAAACCUUGAGCAAAGGUCUCGUUCGCAUGAAUAGCUCCUACGUACACCUUGGUGAGGAGAUCUCCGACGAAGCUCGCUUUGGCAGUACAACACACUGGGCCUAUAUUGACAAGGUGGAAAAAACCAAGGCGGCCGCGACGGAGCGCACAAGGAGAGACGUAGCCGCGACAAACGUCAUGGCUGCUGCCGCAACAGCGAUGCAGGAAAGUGAGAUCGCAUCGAGAAGCGAGGCAAGACGCGAGGCCAUGCUGUCUAAAAGAGCUCGCAAUCAUCACGUCGACUCUGAUUUUGAUGACAGGCCUCCACCGAAGAAAGUCAAUACUGGCAAGGCGCGAAAACCGGCAGAUGAGAAUAAAGUAAACGGCCUUGGUAUCACGAGUGUGGCAGCUCCCAAGAAACGGAAGACAGAAAAAGCGCCUGCGGGCGGUGAGGUCAUGCAACGCUCUAUGAGCACGGCCAUAAAGUCCACAGCCAGUGCCAAAACUGGCGGCAGUCCUCGAGAAACUCCUGCAGAAGGACCUAAAAAGCGUGCCAGGGCACCACCAACAUCUUCUGCGCCCGUCAAGAAAAGAGCUCCUGGUGUCGCAGCAUCUCCCAUGCAAUCUCCAGCCCUGACCACCUUUAAAGACUUCGGUUCCGAACGUCCACAAUCUACAAGAGGACGCAGAGGUUCCACGCCAACCUCACAUGCCUCAGUCGUCGAGCAAAUCCGCGAACGACGCUCCCCCUCAAUCGACUCUAGUCGCGGCAAAGACAGCGCCGGCGGGCGUGAUUUGCGCAAAACCAUCACAGCAGCACUGCCCAAAAGCGAAGCCGCCCCGUCAAAGAAAGACGAAACCACACCGACAAUGGCAGUUCAGAAAACGCCCAUCCUCCCACCUUCCUCCCCUCCCGCUGACACGUCUGACUCUGCUCCCAUGGCCCGCUCGCGUAGUACUCGCAACAAAGAGAAGUCCAACGGCGGCUCGCACGCCUCCUCCGAAUCCAACGCUCCCUCCGCCGGAUCCAAAGUGUCGCAUAAGAAACGCGGCUCGGUUGUAUCCGCCACUGUUCCAGCACCCCCUGCUACUGCUGCUCCUCCAAGCCCGACGAAACCGCCACCACCACUACUCCAACCAGACGAAGGGUCGGAGCCCGAGGACGACGCACCCCACAGCAGCGAGCCGGGCGACUUAUCAGAUGAUAUAGACGUCGACGAUGAAGCGGGCGAGGAGCGAUAUUGUUUCUGCAACGGCGUGAGCCAUGGGCAGAUGAUUGGAUGUGAUAACGAUGAUUGCCCGCGCCAGUGGUUUCAUUGGGAAUGUGUCGGCAUCAAGAAGGCGCCGCCGGACAAAACAAAAUGGUACUGCGACGACUGUCGUAAGGCGAUGAACAAGAGCAGGCCGGGAAGCAGUCGCGCCUAGCUAGCUCACGAUACGACAUACACGAUCGCCGGGCAUUAGCCAGGUCAUAUACGCUCUUUGUUUUUUUGCAUAACCCGGAGUUUCACACACGCUAGGACGGUUACGCUAGGACGGAUGUACUGGGACGGGUUCAUUCGGUUCAGACGAUACUCAGAUGCUUGGAGUUUGGAAACAGAAAAAAUUCAGAACGCGAAAAUUUCGUGGUCUGCGUUGUUUUGUUAUUAGAAGUUAUUGACUGUGGUGGUGGGCAUGCUAAUGUAUGCGA